Molecule: messenger RNA, 840 nt
Organism: Eufriesea mexicana
Lineage: Eukaryota; Metazoa; Arthropoda; Insecta; Hymenoptera; Apidae
Exons: 2
Coding region: 106-840 (244 amino acids)
Source: RefSeq, a predicted model, not a curated record
UCUUACUGUCGCGUGAUUAAAUAUACAUAUCUAAAUAUAUAUAUAGUAACGUACUAGACUACUAUCCAUUGUAAUAUUAAAAAUCGGUUGUAAAAAAGAAUAGUUAUGUCUAUAACAAGCGAUACUAUGUAUAACGCAAGAACCGUCGCUCCGUCAUUCAUCUCAUCAAACAUGCAUUACGAUUGCAUACCACGUUAUAAAAAAAAUCAUCAAAAUGUUAUGUUCGAGCAUAUCGAAAUUACGAAACCAUCGCUGUUCAAUUGCUACUCGUAUGAUACACUAAUGGAAACUGAUGAAGAUGAAUGUGAUUAUUCUAUAGCAUCUGGCUAUUUGAAUAAUGAUUCUAUAAUUCUAGAAGCAUCAGUACAAAAUCGGUUAAAGGCUAAUAACAAACUACAACUUCAACAGCCAGCUACUUAUGGUGCGGACGUUCUCCAAUGCAGAAACCGGAAACGACGCAACAGUGAUCUCAACCCUACAAAUCAACUGAAAAAGUUUCGAAAAGACGGUGGUAAGGACUAUGUACAAGACGGUAUGGGAAGCACAAAGGACUAUGGAUCAACUACUGUGCUAUAUAAACCAGAAGCAUUACAUGUAAAUACUAUUGAUAAUAAUAUGGAGCAAUCUAUGGUUAUGGAUAAAAACUGCUGCUGGUCAGGAAAUAAUCAUGAUAUUUUAAAGAAUACAAAUUAUGAAACAUUACUGUUCAAUAGUGGACAAAAGUCAAUUGAAAAUACUAUUGAAUAUGAAAAAAUUUUAUUUGAAACACAUGGGUGCUCUAUAUAUCAGUUUCAUCGAUUGCAACUAAUUAGUAAUGAUGGUUCUGAAGCAGAAUUUUAG